Colletotrichum fioriniae is the source of this 645-nucleotide messenger RNA. The record is from RefSeq and is a predicted model, not a curated record. NCBI's taxonomy places the organism in Eukaryota, Fungi, Ascomycota, Sordariomycetes, Glomerellales, Glomerellaceae.
AUGAGAUGCUCGCAGCCUUUCGCCGCUCUACUGUCACUGGGGUUCCUUUUCGCGAAUACCGUCGCCGCCGAUGAUACGACCACUGUUCCGAUCUACCUGCCGCACUAUGAUGCAAAUAGCUGGUCGCAGCUGCGGGGGAGUAAUGCCAAAGAAACGACGUAUACCGUCUUCUGCCCACCACAAACAAGCCCUAAUUGCGACCUCGCCAUCGAGUUCCCCUUUGUCUUCUCCGAGGGCGAGAGCACGCUUCAGUUCCACGGCACCAAGACAUCAACUCUCAUCGCCGAUCUGGGCUGCACAUUAAGCGGGACGACAGCUGCGACAUGUUCAGGAUACUCGAGUCUCAAGAGCGGAUACAUUAACGGCAAAUUGACGGGACCGACCGAGGUGUCAUGGACGUCGACCAUGACCGGCUCUGAGGUGGAAUGGGGUAUUCUCACCAUGGCCAAGGAGCCCGCGGCCACGGCAACCCCAGCGACGACCACGACUGCCGACAACUCGAACUUUGACGACUUCUUAUAUACGGAUAGCCUGUCGCCUUCAUUACCUGCCGAAACCAACCCGAGCGCUGCCCCUCGUCUUGGUCGAGGCUGGGCUCUCAUUGCGUCAUUAUGCAGCAUGGCAGUUGUCGCGUUGGUGGCAUAA